AGGAGCGGGCGCACUUGGGGUAGAAACUAAAUGAGUUUGAGUGUGACAGAGACAAGAAGGAAAAACCGCUAGGUUUUUGGGAACUACACAGAAGCCGAUCGAAAGCUGCUCACUUUUUAUCCAAACCAACAGUUUUAUUUUUCUCCCUGUUUUGAAGUUAUUUUUAAUUGCGAGAGAAGUCUUCAUACUGGGACCUCAGGGACUGAGGAAAACUUUUUAAAAGCAGCGACACAACUGACAAAAGUUUGAGGAUAUGCCUUUUUUUUCUUUACUUUUAUAAUAUAUUUUAUCCGGAGGAGACCUCACACUUUUGAAUCUCAUCAACCCCUGGAUUAAUUGAAAGAGUGGGAAAUAGCCGUUUUCUGGGCGCUCCAACGUGAUGUAACUUAAAUCUUAAUACAACCACUAACUUUUACCGUCCAAAUUCUGCGCUUGUGCCUGGAACUUAAAGACAUUUUGCUUGACUGACGCAUCUUACUUAAUUUGAUCUACCAUUUGGACCGGGGAAGUUGCGCGCCCGGGCUGCUAUGACAUAACGGGACACUCUUGGAAAAUCAAGGGUGCUGAAUUUUUCUGAAAUGACCGGAUGACGCGUGUCCAUUGUUGAGCGGAGGGACUCUUUUAAGUUUACCAUUCAUUCAUACAUCCAUUCAUUCAUUCAAGACCGAGACCAAGAUCCUUUAGCUUCCUCGUGCCCUCCUUACACCCUCCGAAAGCUUCAUGGUGGAGACAUGGGAUGACUGGAGGCGGGGGUGCAGCUGAGGUGAGAUCCAGCCGAAGGACAAUGUUCACGCCCGGCGUUGGCAUCCCUCUGCUGCCGGGGCGUCUGGUACUGAUGCUGCUCCUGCUGUCCGCCUCCGAGCCCAGGCUCUCCCAGGCGUGUUCCGGGCUGCUCGCCUCCACCAGCGGCUGCAGCUGCACGGACCAGCGGUCCAAAGCGCACGGGGUCCAGGCGUUUGGGAGACGGGUCAGCUGCAGCAAAGAGGAGCUGAGUGAACCUCCGGCUGCAGGCCUGCUGCCCAACAGGACCGUCACUCUGAUUCUGAGCCACAACAAAAUCCGAGUCCUGAGUAAUGGAUCCUUCUUUGGACUUUACUCUUUGGAGAAGCUAGACCUCAAGCACAACUUAAUCAGCACCAUUGUGCCUGGAGCCUUCCAUGGUCUUUCUGAGCUUCGGAAACUCGACCUGUCCAACAACCGCAUUGGCUGUCUGACUGCAGACAUGUUCCAGGGGUUAACCAAUCUCACCAAACUGGACCUCUCUGAUAACAUCAUCUCGACCAUGGACCCAGGAGUGUUUCAGGAGCUGCCACUGCUCAAGCUUGUGAACUUCAACUCAGCCUACCUGUCGUGUGACUGCGGGUUGCGUUGGGUCCCGGGGUUCUUUCGCAGCAGUUCAGCCCGUCUGGGGGACGAAACCCUGUGUGCCUAUCCCAGGCACCUGAGGGGAAAGCCCCUGCGCGGACUAAGGGAAAGCCAGCUGAGCUGUGACGGCCCCCUGGAGCUGCACACCCUGUCGCUGCUGCCGUCCCAGCGCCAGGUGGUCUUCAAAGGCGACCGGCUGCCCUUCCAUUGCACCGCUGCCUUGGUGGACAAGAUCACCACCUUACACUGGCGUCACAAUGGUCGGCUGGUGACCUCUGACCCAGAGAUGUCUGUCCAGCUGGAGAACAGUGUGCUGCACGACUGCACCUUCAUCACCAGUGAGCUUAUUCUAUUCAACGUACAUGUGGAGGCCAAGGGAGAGUGGGAGUGUGUGGUUUCUACUGGGCGGGGAAAUACGUCGCGCAGCGUUGAAAUAUUGGUGCUGGAGAACAGUGCCUCCUUCUGUCCAGAGGAUAAAGUUGUCAACAACCGCGGGGAAUUCAGGUGGCCCAGAACUCUGGCAGGCAUCACCUCACAUCAGUACUGCCUGCAGCUGCGUUACCCGUCCCUGUCUUUGGAAGGAGGUAUCGAACAGAAAAAGGCCUCCAGACAAUGUGACCGCUCUGGGAACUGGCAGGAGGCGGACUAUUCAGAGUGUCACUACACCAAUGGCAUCACCCGUGUCCUACAUACCUUCAUCCUGAGGCCCAUCAAUGCAUCCAAUGCACUCACCUCGGCUCAUCAGGUGCGCACAUACACCCUGGAGGCUGCAGGCUUCACUGACUCUGUGGAUGUGUUGUAUGUGGCGCAAAUGAUGGAGAGGUUCAUGGAAUACGUCAAACAGCUGCGAGAGUUGUCAGAGGUGUUGGUCGAGAUGGGUAGCAACGUGAUGCAGGUGGACGACCAGAUCCUCGCUCUCGCCCAGAGAGAAAAGAGAGCCUGCAGCUCCAUAGUCUACUCCCUAGAGACCAUGGCCUGGCCUCAGCUACACGGUCAUGCUCAGGACUUCUCCAUGGUGUCUAGAAACAUUGUGAUGGAGGCCCACUUCAUCCGAUCAGCCCACUUCACGGGCAUAACCUGCACUGCUUAUCAGCGUCGCGAAGAAUUAACGGGCAGCCUGGGAGUGGACGGGUCAGAGUCCACUCACGAGCAGCAGCUUCGUUUUCGCUGCAGCACCGGUUCCCAUAACACCUCCCUCAACAAUUUCCCACUUAAGAAUUCAGUAGCACUGGCCUCUGUGACUCUCCCUGCUACCCUGUUUCCUCCUGAUGCUCCUGCGGACUGUAAGCUGCAGUUUGUAGCCUUCAGGACCGGCAGCUUUUUCCCUCUCUCUGGGAACUCAAGCAGCACCGGGGAACACUCUCGCCGACGUAGCGUCAACACUCCUGUCAUAUUCGUUGGCCUAGACGGCUGCAGCAGAUGGAACCUCUCAGAGCCCAUCUGGGUUUCGCUGCGUCACUUGUCCCCUGGUACUGAUGCUGUGGCAGCCCAGUGGAGCCUUGCGGCUCUCGAGAAACGAGGAAGCUGGAGUGACGAGGGGUGUCAGCUGGUCCACAGUGACAGCAGCACGUCCACAAUGCGCUGCUCUGUGCUCAGCAACUAUGCCGUGCUGCAGGAGGUGCCCGACUUUCCCAACUCCACACCCAUCUCUGGCAGGGUGCUCCACCCUGUGGUCUAUGCCUGCACUGCAUUGCUGCUCCUUUGCCUCUUCACCAUCAUCAUCACACACAUACUGCACCACAGCACCAUUCACUUAUCAAGAAAAAGCUGGCACACGUUACUGAAUACCUGCUUUCACAUCGCCAUGACGACAGCCAUCUACGCAGGAGGCAUAAGCCUGACCAGCUACCCAGUGGUUUGCCAAGCAGUGGGCAUCGCCCUGCACUAUUCCUCGCUGUCGACCCUGCUGUGGAUUGGGGUCAGUGCCAGGGUCCUUUACAAAGAAGCUGUGUGGAGAAUACCACGGCUACCGGAGGGAGAGCCUCCUGCUCCACCUACUCAGCGACCUAUGCUCAGGUUCUAUUUGAUAGCCGGUGGAGUUCCUCUUAUCAUUUGUGGAAUAACUGCAGCUGUCAAUGUCAACAAUUACGGCGACAACAGCCUUUACUGCUGGCUGGUAUGGCGCCCCAGUCUGGGGUCGUUCUUUGUCCCCGCGGGCCUCGUGCUGUUGGUGACCUGGAUGUAUUUCCUGUGCACUGUGUUUCGCCUGAGGCACCGUGUGGCCAAAGAAUGCACAGGAACCACCCUGUCCACUCCUGUGACUGAACGCCAGCCUGCGCUGGCAGGAAGCACGAGCCUCCUCUCCACAGACUCGGCGGUGGGACCAAUGAACCCUGUUGCCGUGCCGGAGGACCAGUACUCUCUCAAGACACAGUUCUUAGUGCUGGUGGCAACACAUUUCCUGUUUGUGGUUCUGUGGUGUUGUGGCGCCAUGGCAAUGUGGCUGACGGGACACACCAGCUUGUUGUUCAGCUGUCUCUACGGAAUUGCUGCCACAGUUCUGGGGGUGUUUCUGGUCGUGCACCACUGCUUUCGACGCCUGGACGUGCAGGCCUCAUGGAUGGCGUGUUGCCCUCGCCGCUCCCAUCCUUUGUCCACUUAUACGCACGCCUGCACGGCGGGGAGCGGGGUGCAGACCUCUGAGCAGGGAUCGCAACUUUUCAUCAACUGCCAUCCACCUCCUGACUCUCAUAACUCAUCAGCUCCGUCAUCAUCCACGCCAAGUGCAAUCAGCAGUGUGGGCCCCGGGCCCUGCAAGCUCACCAACCUGUUGCAGGCGGCACAAGAAAGCCCAAACAACACUACGCGUGCGCCUGUCGGUAACAACACCAGCACCAGUGCCGACAACACCGCCAAGCCAACGAACAAUGUCCUGCUCACUGUUAAUUCUGCGGCGCCAUUGCAUCCUCAUAGGAGGAAAGUGAUCAGCAGAACUAAACAAGGAAGCAGCCAGUAUCAUCACCGGAGUGAGGGAAGAGGUCACUAUCGUCUCAAAGCUCUAAGGACUGGUGGUGGUGGGGGCAGCCUGGGAGCAUUGGGACCCACUGGUUUAGAGCACCACAGUUCUCAUAAACAGGCCACCAGUGAGAAUGGCAGCAUACGGCAUAGCCUCUCAGAGAACCAGGCCAGCCCGCUAGCCAACGGGAAGCGCCUCGGGCAGUCCGUGCCGACCAGCCCCUCAGAGGGAAGUGACGGGGGAAGCAGCGGAAGUCGCAAACCUUUCCCGUUGCUGCCUUCCAUGGCCAGCAGAGCGGCUAUGCACGGGGCUCAGAGACGCUGCGCCAGUAGAGACAAUUUGAAGCUGGAGCGAGACACUAAGCGCUGCUCCUACCCUUUGAACAGUGCCACCACCAUGGUGCCCGGCGCCGCUGCCCCAAAUGGCACCGUCAAAAAGUCAGGGCUCGAGCUGGAACAGGACAUGAGUGGCACGGACAAAUCCCAGAGCUCUGUUGGAAUGAAGAGUGGUUUGUGGAAAAGUGAAACCACAGUGUAACGUAUACUUAUAUGUGAACUUCUAUGCAUGGCCUUAAUGGACAAAAAGGAUUGGGUUGUGUUUUAACGGUCUCUUGAUUAUAAUAAUUAUAUAAUUUAAGAUAUAAAAUCAUUAAGGCAUCCAGGACGGUAAACUGGUACUUUUUGCCUCUGUAGCAGUGCAAGAGUUUGCUGUGAAAUGGUUAGACAAUGAGGCAGUUUUUUUCUACUGUCAUUUUGAAAAAUAAGAGGCUCAUUCAGCUUGAAUCAUUUCACAAAGUAUAAGAUAUCUCUGGAAUUGGCAUAUGAUGUUGAUUUUGGAUGUCUAAUGAACAGCUUUACUGUAUUAGUUGUGAUUUUUCUAUGCAUAUCAACUAUAGCAUGAAAUGGAGUAAAAACUCAUCUAGUUCCAAAGUACAGCACAGUAUAUGCAUUUAAUCUGUGGACAACCUUCCACUCUUUUUUGUUUGCUCCAAGUAAUUGUUUGUUUGGGUUCAUACAUGUUUUUGUAUGUGCUGUGUGUGUGUGUGUGUGUGUGUGUGUGUGUGUGUGUGUGUGUGUGUGUGUGUGUGUGUGUGUGUGUCUGCAUGCGUACGUAUGUAUGCAUAAACAAUAGUCGAGUAAUUGCAUGACUGUGGCUGUAAAGAAUCUCAGUGAAUUAAAAAAACGUUGGAGACUUUUGAAUAUAUAUGCUGGGGCAUUUCUUUUGUCUUUGCUAAGCUCCCAGCACUCAAACAGCUACAAAUAGAUUCAGAAGGAAUAAAAAACUUUAUUCAAUAUUCAAUUCCAGCUGAAGUCAUUUUCUGGUGUAAUACAGGAAUGAGU
Messenger RNA from Pungitius pungitius (ninespine stickleback), 5661 nucleotides. It is a transcript of the gene adgra2, whose product is annotated as adhesion G protein-coupled receptor A2. Bases 737 to 4858 code for a protein of 1373 amino acids. Gene Ontology annotation, molecular function: protein binding; G protein-coupled receptor activity. The record is from RefSeq and is a predicted model, not a curated record. Gene Ontology annotation, cellular component: Wnt signalosome; plasma membrane. The transcript has 19 exons. Gene Ontology annotation, biological process: G protein-coupled receptor signaling pathway; central nervous system development; cell surface receptor signaling pathway. Lineage: Eukaryota; Metazoa; Chordata; Actinopteri; Perciformes; Gasterosteidae.